ACUGGCCACGCUCCCGCUCGCCUGCGCGGCUCCAGCGGCUGAAUUGCUCGGGAUGGGGUCCCCGCACUGGAAAAGGCUCUGCCUUUUGCUGCUGGCAGGUUUAACAUCCUCUCUGCUCCUCUACAGUCACUACCACGCUACGGUGGAGGCGCCCACUAGCCAGAGGAUCAUAGCCAGCUUGCUGCAGCCAGAGCCGCUGGUCCUGGCUCCCUCAGGGACACCACACGGAGCCGGCAGCCGCAGGUGGGCUCUUGGAGGCAGCUCAGAGGGUGGGAAUUCCUUCAAGCCCUCUGCCGAGCUGGAGGCGCCGGAGCCCAGCAGAAAGCAGCCCAGCCCCUGCCUCCACUCGGUGAUGGCCAGAGCAAAGGCAGACCCCAAGUUUCGGGAGAUCUUCCGCUUCAACAUCCCCGUGCUGAUGUGGGACCAGCACUUCACCCUGGAGACCUGGAACAGGCUGAAGACACGACACGUCCCCUAUGGCUGGCAAGGCUUGUCCCUCGCAGUGGUGGGCAGCACCCUCCAGCUCCUCAACGCCUCGGCCAACCGGCACCUCUUCGACAGGGCCGCCCUCCCCGGGGGCUGCGUGCGCUGUGCCGUGGUGGGCAACGGUGGCAUCCUCAAUGGCUCACGGCAGGGCAAGGCCAUCGACAGCCACGACCUGGUCUUCAGGCUCAACGGUGCCGUGAUCAAAGGCUUCGAGGAGGAUGUUGGCACCAAGGUCUCCUUCUAUGGCUUCACGGUGAACACCAUGAAGAACUCCCUCAUCUCCUACGAGGAGUACGGCUUCACCCAGAUCCCCCAGGGCAAGGACCUGAAGUACAUCUUCAUCCCCUCGGAUGUCCGUGACUAUGUCAUGCUGAAAUCCGCCAUCCAGGGCAGCCCAGUGCCCGAGGGCUCGGACAAGGGUGACCAGCCACAGAAGUAUUUUGGACCAGAGGCAUCUGCAGAGAAGUUCAAGCUGCUGCAUCCUGAUUUCUUGCAGUACCUGACAGCAAGGUUCCUGCGGUCAGAGAUCCUGAACACUCAGUAUGGCUCCCUCUACAUGCCCAGCACCGGCGCCCUCAUGCUCCUCACUGCACUCCACACCUGUGACCAGGUCAGUGCCUACGGGUUCAUCACAUCCAACUACGAGCAGUUCUCAGACCACUACUAUGAGGUGGAGAAGAAGCCUCUGGUGUUUUAUGCCAACCAUGACAUGAUGCUGGAGGCAGCGCUCUGGAGGAGCCUGCACCGUGCAGGGAUCAUCACCCUCUACCAGCGCUGAGGCCAGAUCCCCACAGGGGCAAGUCCAAGGACUCUUGUGGCUCUUCUCCUUUUUCCUGAGGGUCAUCUUCUCCCUCCUGAGGGCUCUUCCCAGCCCAUGGAGCAGGUUUGCACAUAGCCAGCAGUGAUGUGAGGAUAACAGGGAAGCUGAAGCUGGUGGAGAAAUGGCAUUUCCUCAGGGAUCAGUAUGAUUGAACAUAGCCUUUAGGGCAGGCAGAAGCACCACAGCAUGUGGCUGUGCCCUGCCAGUCCCGUGAACGUGGCUGUGGGGCAGCAUGGCCCCUGUGGAGCACAGGAAGGGCACGGUGAUGCUGGAAGAGGAUGCUGGAGAUGCUGGAAAAUGCCUUUCACCUUAAAUGCUCGUCACCAUGGUGGGACCACAGCAGGCAGGAUAAAUCCUUGCACUGAGACCAGGUGUCAGGAGGUGACAUGUCUGGAGAAUUCCUCCCUCCAGAAAGACUGCAGAAAGUCCCAGCUCUAGCCAGCAGCGUGUGGAUGUGUGCCACGUUCCAGAAUGAUCUGUUUGCCUCCCUGAUCAGCACACAGACAGCAGGACAGACACAAUGGGCCCUGUCACUGUUCCCCUCUUGAAGUCUGCUGUUUUCUGACAAGGAAAGGACUCAAAAGCCAUCAGCUACCAGGAGGGUCACGGCAGCUCAGCCAGGACACCAGGAGCAUGUCCAGGCUCUGAGCAGCCCAGAGGUGACACUGGCCUCAGCCACCUGUGUGGCACUGGAUUUGUUGGCCUUUUCUUGCACAGGGACUCUGGUACCUCUGGCAGCCCGACACCAGGUGGGUCAAAGUGAUGAUCACU
Messenger RNA from Sturnus vulgaris (Common starling), 2077 nucleotides. RefSeq names its product ST6 N-acetylgalactosaminide alpha-2,6-sialyltransferase 2 (gene ST6GALNAC2). The record is from RefSeq and is a predicted model, not a curated record. Gene Ontology annotation, biological process: protein O-linked glycosylation. Gene Ontology annotation, molecular function: alpha-N-acetylgalactosaminide alpha-2,6-sialyltransferase activity. NCBI's taxonomy places the organism in Eukaryota, Metazoa, Chordata, Aves, Passeriformes, Sturnidae.